AAGUCCGAGUAUAGCACGGGCCCUUCCCUAGAGGGGUUUUUCCACCUGAAUCACCGGGUGUUUGCUAAGCUUCAACGCUCGGCAGUAGAUGGAUCGCUUGUCCGUCCGGAUCUCGCAGGCCUCCCCUCAUUUUACAACAUCAACCAUUACCCCUUUCACACCAUCCACGCCAUGAGGGAUGUCAAGGAGAUCAGCUCGACUCAUCGUGUCGUACCUUUGCCGGCUUACGAGAACGACAACAUCAUCAACCCGAACGCGUACGAGGACGCUAUUGGAGGCUCCCUCGUGCUUGCCUCCUUCAAGCUGCGCCACUAUCUCAUCAAGAAACAGUCCGUCUUCUCUUACGAACUGGACGAGAUCAACAUCGUCUCGCGCGGCGCGGAGGGCACGAAGCGCAAGGCCGGCAUCAAGUCCACUUCACCCAUGAAGAAGAUGCGUCUUCUCUGACCUGCCUUUGACCUGCCGGAUGAAGCGUAUAUGUAGUGUGUUGUCGACCGACUGAUAUUGUUCUGUGUACUUGUACGUUACCGUGGUUCAACCCAGCUAAAAGCAUAAAUAACAAUUUGUUUCAACUC
Messenger RNA from Schizophyllum commune H4-8, 575 nucleotides. RefSeq lists its product as uncharacterized. NCBI's taxonomy places the organism in Eukaryota, Fungi, Basidiomycota, Agaricomycetes, Agaricales, Schizophyllaceae. The transcript has 4 exons. The coding region runs from base 172 to 447 and encodes 91 amino acids. The record is from RefSeq and is a predicted model, not a curated record.